GUGCUUGGUGGUGGUGCUGGCUCUUGCAUCAGCCUCACACGUGGUACUACAGUAUACCUCACCACACAUUUCCCUCACCAUGAUGUCCAAGGCCAGGCUGCUGGCCACAAAUCUGUGUGCCCUUAACGCCAGGAGGAAUGUUACUCAGCUCCUGCAGAAGACCUCAGUUCAGGGUAUCAUUGCCCAGAGAGAUACCUUCAACAUGCAGAUGAGAUACAAAUCAGAUGGUGUUAAAGGCGCUGUUAUUGGAAUAGAUUUAGGCACGACGAACUCCUGUGUUGCUGUAAUGGAGGGAAAGGUUGCCAAGGUGAUCACAAAUGCAGAAGGUGACCGCACAACUCCUUCAGUUGUUGCCUUUACCAAAGAUGGAGAACGUCUGGUUGGUAUCCAAGCUAAACGGCAGGCAGUUACCAAUUCUGAAAACACAUUCUAUGCUACAAAACGUCUUAUUGGUAGAAGAUUUGAAGAUGAGGAAAUAACUAAGGACAGGGACAUUGUACCUUUCAAGAUAGUUCGUGCAAGUAAUGGGGAUGCCUGGGUUCAAGGGGGUGAUGGCAAGAUGUACUCUCCAUCUCAGAUUGGUGCUUUCAUUCUGGUCAAGAUGAGAGAGACUGGAGAAGCUUACCUUGGCACUCCUGUAAAGAAUGCCGUCAUCACUGUACCAGCUUAUUUUAACGACUCUCAACGACAGGCAACAAAGGAUGCUGGGCAGAUUGCUGGUUUAAAUGUUCUUCGUGUCAUUAAUGAACCAACAGCAGCGGCUCUUGCAUAUGGGUUGGAUAAAACUGAUGAUAAGGUCAUAGCUGUGUACGAUUUAGGUGGUGGUACCUUUGACAUAUCAAUCCUCGAGAUACAAAAAGGUGUUUUUGAAGUGAAAUCUACUAAUGGAGACACAUUCCUAGGUGGAGAGGACUUUGAUAAUCACCUAGUAACUUUCUUGGCAGCAGAGUUUAAGAAAGAACAAGGUGUAGAUGUCACUAAAGAUAAUAUGGCCAUGCAAAGACUCAAAGAAGCAGCAGAGAAGGCCAAGAUUGAAUUAUCUUCCUCUACCCAAACCGAUAUUAACCUUCCAUAUUUGACUGUGGAUGCCUCAGGACCUAAACAUAUGAUGUAUAAGCUUUCUAGAGCGAAGUUUGAAGGCAUUGUCGACAAGCUGGUCAAGCGCACCGUUGAUCCCUGCCUCAAGGCGCUCAAGGAUGCAGAGUGCUCAAAGUCUGACAUUGGUGAAGUAAUUCUUGUUGGUGGAAUGUCACGUAUGCCAAAGGUUUUGUCUGUGGUUCAAGACAUUUUUGGACGCACUCCGAGCAAAUCUGUGAAUCCUGAUGAAGCUGUGGCAAUGGGUGCUGCAAUCCAGGGUGGUGUGCUGGCAGGUGAUGUAACAGAUGUGCUUCUACUUGAUGUAACACCACUUUCUCUCGGCAUUGAGACCCUUGGAGGAGUAAUGACUAAGCUUAUCAACAGGAAUACUACUAUACCUACGCGAAAAUCACAAGUAUUCUCAACGGCAGCUGAUGGUCAGACCCAGGUAGAGAUAAAGGUCCACCAAGGAGAGAGAGAAAUGGCAGCAGAUAAUAAAAUGCUAGGCCAGUUUAGUUUAGUGGGUAUUCCUCCUGCACCACGUGGCAUUCCACAGAUUGAGGUCACCUUUGAUAUUGAUGCAAAUGGCAUUGUUCAUGUGUCUGCAAGAGACAAAGGAACUGGCAAAGAGCAGCAGAUUGUUAUCCAGUCAUCGGGAGGUCUAAGCAAGGAAGAGAUUGAGAAUAUGGUGAAGAAAGCUGAACAGUAUGCAGAAGAAGACAAAAAGAAAAAAGAAGUGGUGGAGGCAAUUAAUCAGGGAGAAAGUAUCAUUCAUGAUACUGAAAGCAAGAUAGAAGAGUUUAAAGAUCAGCUUCCAGCAGAGGAGAGUUCAAAAUUGAAAGAUCAAAUUAGUAAAGUGAGAGAGCUUCUUGCUAACAAGGAUACUGCUGACCCUGAAGAGAUAAAGAAGCAAGUCAGUGAACUUCAACAGGCGUCUCUAAAGUUAUUCGAAAUGGCAUACAAAAAAAUGGCAUCAGAGAGGGAAAGCAGCUCAUCAAGUGACAAAGACAAAAAGGAAGGAGAAGGACAACAGUGAGGGAGGGGGUGACCUUGUUAGCAUAAAUUGUACAGAAAGGAUACAGUGGCUGUACUAUACAUUUCCAGUGGAAGGCAUGCCAAAUGCUAUAUAAACAUUUGUUGCAGGCAGUUUAUUUACUUAACUUGACCAAGCCCGUGACUGAUUGGUUUUGCCAUGAGCAUCUGAUAGUGUUCUCAUAGAACUUGUAUAUUGAAAUGUAUGAUUGUAUAAAUGUUUUAGUAACAGCCAUAUGAUGCAAUUCUAGUGGUUGUAUAAACUUGUUUUCUUGUUUAUGCCUAUUCCAACAUGUCUAUAUAUUAAUAUAAGGGUAUGUUAUAAUUUUGUAUAAAAACAAGAAAUAUAUAUGUACAUAUAAUGUUAACAAA
This is a messenger RNA of Cherax quadricarinatus, 2481 nucleotides long. RefSeq names its product Heat shock protein 70 cognate 5 (gene Hsc70-5). The record is from RefSeq and is a predicted model, not a curated record. Gene Ontology annotation, cellular component: mitochondrion; cytoplasm. Gene Ontology annotation, molecular function: ATP-dependent protein folding chaperone; ATP binding. NCBI's taxonomy places the organism in Eukaryota, Metazoa, Arthropoda, Malacostraca, Decapoda, Parastacidae. Gene Ontology annotation, biological process: protein folding.